UUUACUGGAGAAAUAGUACAAGUUUAACUAUUGCAUUUAUAAAGGAGGAAAAUGGCUGUGAAGAAUAUCGUGAGCAGUAACACGAAAUCAUUAGUGUCGCUCUUCUCCAAGAGAUCGGAUUGCAUCUAUUCGAGCUGCUUUUGCGAAGAAAAUGUCUGGAAGCUGUGCCAAGAGAUUGCAACGAAGCACGGAUCGGAACUUCAGUAUUGUUACGCCGCUUUUAUAAGCAAUCCAGGACGUAGUGUACCUUUAUGGAGACAACGUUCUGGUAAAGAUGAAGAUAAACUAGUGAUAUGGGAUUAUCAUGUGAUAUUGAUUUAUGCUCCAGAUGAAAGAGCUGUUGUUUAUGAUCUUGACAGUGAAUUACCUUUUCCUACGCAUUUCUGGAAGUAUGCGACGGAAACUUUUCGAAGGGACGAAGCCUUGCCUCCGGAAUGGCAUAGAAUAUUCAGAUUGGUAUUAGCCAGUGAAUAUCUUAAGUAUUUUGCAUCGGAUAGGCAACAUAUGAAAAGAAAAGAUGGGACAUGGAUUAAAACUCCACCAGAUUAUAGUCCAAUUUGCACAUCUACAUGCACCGACAACUUGGAUACUUUUAUUAACAUGGAUCCUAGUUCAGGCUUUGGAACAGUCAUGAGUUUAAAACAAUUAUUUGAUCGUUUUUAUAAAUCAAACGCGACUCCGCAAUCGCAAUCACAAUCACAAACACAAGUAUAAGCUACA
Ceratosolen solmsi marchali is the source of this 720-nucleotide messenger RNA. Its product is annotated as protein N-terminal glutamine amidohydrolase. The record is from RefSeq and is a predicted model, not a curated record. NCBI's taxonomy places the organism in Eukaryota, Metazoa, Arthropoda, Insecta, Hymenoptera, Agaonidae. Gene Ontology annotation, cellular component: cytosol; nucleus. The coding region runs from base 52 to 714 and encodes 220 amino acids. The transcript is spliced from 4 exons. Gene Ontology annotation, molecular function: protein-N-terminal glutamine amidohydrolase activity; protein-N-terminal asparagine amidohydrolase activity.